ACCCGUGCGGCAGCGGGAGGAAGGGAGGGGGGGAGAGCCGACGCCAUUUUCCCAGAGAGCGAGAGAGGGAGAGAGAGGCAGUGACAUCGGAAGGAGCGUAGGCGGCUGCGAGGAGGGAGACACGGCGGGCAGAGCAGCGGCAGGGGGUGGUCCAGAGGUCCGAGGCGGCGGCGGCGGCGCUUCUCAGCAGGGCCCUGUGCAGUCAAGCCAAGCUAAGCCAGCCAGACCAGCUCGGGGGAUAGCUCGACCCUCCUCCUCCCCCUGUCCCCGCGCCUGCGGAAGCCUCCGUCCUGCUCGCUCGCUCGCUCGUUCUCUCACCCGCGGGGGGGACCUCCGCAGCGGGACGGUUGCACUGUGGCCAAGCCGGGCGCUCGGGUCGGGGUGCCGCCGCUGCCUGGCCGGUGAUCAUUCCAGGUAAUAAAGAUGGGUUACAGCAGUUGGUUGAACAACUUCAUCCAGACAGUAGUAAUGAAUGGAACAACGUCAGACUGCAAAGAGAUGUGUCAGUUUCAUUCCUGCUGAGGCAGUCAGAACAGAUGAGUUUGUGGAUGCACUUAGAUGUUUGCAAUGAGCACUGUGGCUGGCAUGCCCCAGUGUUUUGGAUACCAAUGCAUAGAAAUCCAUAGUAAACGAAUUUAUCAGAAACGAACGUCAUGAGCAUAGUGGUCCCGUUGGGGGUUGAUACAGCAGAAACAUCUUAUUUGGAAAUGGCUGCAGGCUCAGAACCUGAAUCUGUAGAAGCUAGCCCUGUGGUAGUUGAGAAGUCAAACAGUUAUCCACACCAACUAUAUAAUAGCAGCUCUCAUCAUUCACACAGUUACAUUGGUUUGCCUUAUGCGGACCAUAAUUAUGGCGCUCGUCCUCCUCCAACACCCCCAGCAUCGCCGCCUCCUUCCGUUCUUAUAAGCAAGAAUGAAGUAGGCAUAUACACUGCUCCAAAUUUUGAUGAGACAUCCAGUGCUACUACUAUCAGCACAUCUGAGGAUGGAAGCUACGGCACUGAUAUAACUCGAUGCAUUUGUGGAUUCACCCAUGAUGAUGGCUAUAUGAUCUGUUGUGACAAAUGCAGUGUUUGGCAGCACAUUGAUUGCAUGGGGAUUGAGAGGCAGCAUAUUCCUGACACAUACCUUUGUGAGCGUUGCCAGCCUAGGAGCUUAGAUAAAGAAAGAGCAGUGUUGCUCCAGCGUAGAAAAAGGGAAAAUAUGUCAGAUGGGGAUACCAGUGCAACAGAAAGUGGUGAUGAGGUUCCUGUCGAAUUAUAUACUGCUUUUCAACACACACCAACUACAAUUACGCUAACUGCUACACGAGUUACAAAGGUCACAGAUAAGAAAAGGAAAAAAAGUGGAGAGAAAGAGCAAACCAUCACAAAAUGUAAAAAAGCUUUCCGUGAAGGUUCCAGAAAAUCUUCAAGAGUUAAGGGCUCGGCUCCGGAGAUCGAUCCUUCUGAUAUUUCAAACUUUGGGUGGGAAACUAAAAUCAAGGCAUGGAUGGACCGAUACGAAGAGGCAAGCAACAAUCAGUACAGUGAAGGUGUUCAGAGAGAGGCCCAGCGAAUAGUUUUGAGAUUAGGAAAUGGAGAUGAAAAAAAAGAAAUGGUCACCAGCAACUCCAUCUUCAAACCUCCAAUAGAGAGCUAUAUUCAAAAAAAUAAGAAAAUCCUAAAAGCUGCCAAAGACUUGCCUCCUGAUGCACUUAUUAUUGAAUAUCGCGGAAAAUUCAUGCUGAGGGAACAAUUUGAAGCUAAUGGAUAUUUCUUUAAGAGGCCCUACCCCUUUGUUCUGUUCUAUUCUAAAUUUCACGGGCUGGAAAUGUGUGUGGAUGCAAGAACCUUCGGAAACGAAGCUCGAUUUAUCAGACGUUCUUGUACACCUAAUGCCGAGGUUAGACAUGCCAUUGAAGAUGGAACUAUUCACCUUUAUAUCUACUCCACCCAGGACAUUCCAAAGGGAACAGAAAUAACAAUAGCGUUUGAUUUUGAUUAUGGAAAUUGCAAAUACAAAGUGGACUGUGCUUGCCUCAAAGAAAACCCUGAAUGCCCGGUAUUGAAGCGUCCCUCCGAGCCUGCUGAAACUAUAAAUACAGGUUAUGAAACCAGAAGGAAAAAGGGGAAAAAGGAGAAGGAAACCCAAAACCAGAACAUCACGCUGGAUUGUGAAGGCGCGACGGGCAAAACCAAGUUUCCAGAAAACCGACAGAGGAAGCUUUCUCCCCUUCGAUUGUCGAUCUCAAAUAAUCAGGAGCCAGAUUUUAUUGAUGAUAUAGAAGAAAAAACUCCUAUUAGCAGUGAAGUAGAAAUGGAAUCAGAGGAGCAGAUUGCAGAAAGGAAGAGGAAGAUGACCAGAGAAGAACGGAAGAUGGAAGCCAUCCUUCAAGCUUUUGCCAGAUUAGAAAAAAGAGAAAAAAGAAGAGAACAAGCUUUGGAAAGAAUCAGUACUGCCAAAACGGAAAUAAAAUCAGAAUGUAGGGAUACCCAGAUCAUCAACGAGGCGGAAUUUGUUCAGGAACCAGCGAAAGAGGAAACCCCCACCAAGCCAGCCCCUGCCAAAGUCAACAGGACAAAACAGAGAAAAAGCUUUUCCCGGAACAGGACGCACAUCGGGCAGCAGCGGCGAAGGCACAGGACCGUCAGCAUGUGCUCGGAUAUCCAGCCAUCCUCUCCUGACGUGGAAGUGAUCACCCCGCACCAGGAACCCGAGACCGCUGUGCUUCCGGCCGAGCCUGAAGCAGAGACGCCCGUGGCUGACGUAGUCCCUGAGCCUGAAGCCCCAGCACUUAACAAAUGCCCCACUAAAUACCCCAAAACGAAAAAGCACUUGGUGAGCGAGUGGUUAAGCGAGAAGAGCGAGAAGCCGGGAAAAUCCGUGGAAAACCUCUCAGAGAGGCCUCUGCGCAUAACCACCGACCCAGAGGUCUUGGCGACCCAGCUGAACUCUUUGCCAGGCCUCACUUUCAGCCCGCAUGUCUACACGACGCCGAAGCACUAUAUCCGUUUUACGUCGCCCUUCCUUUCUGAAAAACGGCGGAGGAAAGAGCCAAUGGAGCGCAUUCUGGGCUCCUGCAAGAAGCGUUGGUUAAAGCAAGCUCUGGAAGAAGAAAACUCGGUGGUUGGGUUUUUUAUUUCCUCGCCCCACGAAGGAUCCAGAAGUCCUGUUGUCAACGGCGAGAGCAGAAGCCCCUUAUUACUGACCGACAGCUGUUGCUUGCCAGAUCUGACAACGCCACUCAAGAAGCGAAGGCAGUACCAGCUGUUGGACUCCGCCUAUUCAGAAACAUCAACGCCCACUCCUUCUCCAUACGCCACGCCCACCCACGCCGAUUUCUCCGCCUCGGACCCCUUAUUGCUCGCCACGCCUCCCCGAAUCAAAGUGGAAGACGAAACCUGCAGGAACGGUUACAAGCCUAUUUAUUCAUCCGUUACUUCGGUGAUUCCAUGUGUCCAUGGAAAUGCAGUGCACUUUGAGAAUAUUUCUUCACCUGAAAGUUCUCCAGAAGUUAAGAGGCGAACAUUUAAUCAAGAGGGAUACGAACGUUCCUGCGCGUCCAUGCUAGCACUCAACCCGUUCCGAAAUUCCAGCCUGACGGAAAUCUGCCUGCAAGAGAUCAAGACGAUCGGCUACUCCAGCCCGAGGAGUCGAGCGGAGGGCCCCAGGCAGUGCUCGGGAGAAAAGGAGCCCCCCUCCGAGCUCCCGCUGGGACUGGAAGCGGUCGAGCAAAGCGCGCUGCACAAAACGCUGGACGCUCCCUGCCACAACCGGACUGAUGCAAGCAGCCAACUGGAAGCGGCUCAUUGCGGGCGGGGAGCGGUUUAUCCGACCUGGGUAAAAAGUCCCGACCGGACAGGUGUCAAUUUCUCCGUGAAUUCUAAUUUGAGAGACUUAACUCCUUCACACCAGUUAGAAGUCGGCGGCGGGUUCCGGAUCAACGAGUCGAAGUGCCUGAUUCCAGAGGAGGCGAGAGGCAUGUUUGUGGACGCGCCGGUUUUUUGUCCUUCCGAAGAGGGACUGGCAGCCAGUUUUGGGAGGACUGCCAGUACUGACGGGCUGAUGGACGGCAACGGCACACCCCAGAAUCCUCCGCAAAAGAAAAAGGUGUCACUUCUGGAAUACCGCAAGAGGCAGCGAGAAGCCCGAAAAAGCGGCUCCAAAGCCGAAACUUUUUCUCUCCUGAGCAUGUCGCCUCAUGCUGCCGGGGGAGGCAACGGCGGUGCUGCUCCCGACGGCUACACCAGCAGUGAAAAUGGGGAGCAGCCGGAGAGGGAACAGACCGCCAGCCUCCCCUUAUCUUUGCCAGCCACGGAUUACAGCGCCGUUUCCGAAGAAAGCGAAAACUCUUCGUCCUUAAAGGAGGCUUCCGGCGAAAAGAGCGAUCCGGAGGUCCAGUGGACCUCUUCAACCUCGGUGGAGCAAGUCAGGGAACGAAGUUAUCAGCGCGCAUUGCUUCUUAGUGAUCAUAGGAAAGACAAGGAUUCUGAAACUGAUCCUGAAAAUCUGGAGCCUACAAGUGAAUGUCCAUCCCCAGAUACUCCUCUGAAGACGUGCAAGAGUCCUCUAAAACCAAGCAAGACUACUUCUUCUUCACCAAAUCCUGUAGUUCCUGUUCAGCCGCUCGGAAAAACGCCCACAAAACAGGAUUCCCAGUGGGAGAGCGCAGGAGACACUCCCGGGGCCGACAGCGCAACUCACCCCAAACCAGACCAGCAACCGAAACCGCCGCCCAAUACCGCCGAAGCACUUUCGAAACAGCCCCAGCCCCUCCUGCGCGGGGCGGCUGAUCCUCUCGGCCAGAAGCCGCCGCCGCCGCCAGCCCCACCGAAGCUCCCUUGCCCCACGUCGCCUCACGUCGAAAACCCCCCCAAGCCGUCCACCCCCCUCGCCCCAGCCCAGCACGGCUACCUGUCGCCAAAGCCUCCUUCCCAACCGCUGGGGUCACCGUACCGGCCUCACCACCCGCCGUCUCCCCAAGUGGGGACACCUCAGAGAGACUCGCACCGGGGCUUUUACGCCGCCACCCAAGCGCUUCAGCCCGGCGCCCCGCAGCCGACCGCUGGGACGUUGUUCCCCCCAUCUUCUUCAGUCUCUUACGGUCAGUUUCACCAACAAACUCUCAACGCGGGGGCCCCACCGCCCCCUCCCCCUCCGCCCCCCUCCUCCACGUACUAUCAAAACCAGCAGCCCCCCUCAGGAAACUUUCAAAAUUACAACCCGAUCAAAAGCGGCCUCCCGUCCCAGCAAACCAUCUUCCCCUCCGGACCAAACCAAACCCUCGCCGGCACCACCUGUCAGCAGCCGCCCGUCUCGGGCCACCUGGCCAACAGCGGGCACUUCCUGCCCUCCCCAACGCCCAGCAUCCAUCACCCGAGCCCCGUGGUGGGGGUGCCCCCGCCUCCACCCCCUCCUCCAGCGGCUCCCGGACACCUGGUGCAGCCACAGAACACGCACCCGCCGCACGCCACGGCCCACGGGGUGAGUCCCGCGCACGCGGCCACCGGUUCCCACCUCCAUUCGCCGGCCGCCAGCCACCACCUGCCUCCACCCCCGCCGCCGCCUCCCGGCCCCCUCCCUCACCACCUCCCUACUCACCCCACCGCAGCCCAUCAAGGUUUGCAAGCACAACACCAGCACGUAGUAAGCUCGGCGCCUCCUCCACCACCACCACCGCCGCCUCCUCCACCACCACCACCUUCCAACGUAUUGAGCUCCGCUCAUCACCCGGCGCCGGCCCAAGGACUACAUCACCCAUCUCACCAAGGGCCCUCCCUUUUCCCUUCAAGCGCUCAUUCAACGGUGUCAACUUACCCAUCACAGCCGCCGCCUCAUCCCCCUUUGGGAUCCGGACCUCAGCAUCAGCCAGCCGGGACGGGAGCGCACUGUCCCCUGCCCGGCCAGGUGUCUCACCUCCAGCAGCCUCAAGGACCAGCCAGUAUUGCCACCACCCCUACGGCCUCCGGCUUCUGCCCUCAUCCGGGCUCUGUGUCCCUUCCUCACGGCGUGCAAGGACCUCAGCAAGCAUCUCCGCUGCCCGGGCAGAUCCCUAUCCACAGAGCCCAAGUGCCGCCGACGUUUCAAAACAAUUACCACGGUUCCGGCUGGCAUUAAAACGGACCCCCUACUCCUGCCCGCCCUCCCUACCCACCCCCCGUCUCCUUCGCUUCUAAACAUUUUAAAAAUGUUCUGUAAAAAACUGUAUAUUUCAUAUGUACCUGUUCAAGGUACUUUUUAA
Molecule: messenger RNA, 6222 nt
Organism: Crotalus tigris (Tiger rattlesnake)
Lineage: Eukaryota; Metazoa; Chordata; Lepidosauria; Squamata; Viperidae
Gene: KMT2E
Product: lysine methyltransferase 2E (inactive)
Exons: 27
Coding region: 654-6098 (1814 amino acids)
Molecular function (GO): protein binding
Source: RefSeq, a predicted model, not a curated record